GGCUAUAGUUGUGAACGAGCCCUUUUGAUAUGUCAGAGUGAGACCCUCCCACCCUUGCGUGCUUUUUAUAACAUGGCGACGGUUUUGUUGUAAACAUAAUUUAAAGUUUGGAAAGAUACUAUUUCAAUUCAAAGCAAUAUGAAAGUUUUUAUUCGGUGAAAUUUAGUGUUUUGUGAAGUAAACAAGAAAAAGGGACAUAAAACGAAUGGUCUUUCAUUCUAAUGUCAGCUGUUACACAUUCUGUACCAGGGGCUGAUCCUACAAAGGGUCUUCAAAAACGUAGAGGUGUUAUAGGGUCAGAUGAAGACGACCCAAGUGGGAGUAAGUACACCAGAAUGGAGGACGAUAGUAUUCAGGAUAAGGAAAGGUUUGCAAGGGAGAACCAUUGCGAAAUCGAGCGGCGGAGACGCAACAAGAUGACAGCUUACAUCACCGAACUGUCAGACAUGGUUCCCACCUGUAGUGCUUUAGCUAGAAAACCUGACAAGCUCACCAUUCUACGGAUGGCUGUGGCGCAUAUGAAAGCGCUAAGAGGUACAGGAAACACAAGUACAGAUGGAACGUAUAAGCCUUCAUUUUUGACGGAUCAAGAGCUAAAACAUCUGAUCCUUGAAGCCGCCGAUGGAUUUUUGUUUGUCGUCAGCUGUGAUACUGGAAGAGUGAUCUACGUCUCGGAUUCCGUGGCGCCCGUUCUAAACUAUUCGCAAAGCGACUGGUACGGUUCCUGUAUAUACGACAAUAUUCACCCCGAGGAUGUGGACAAAGUAAGAGAGCAACUUUCCACGCAGGAACCGCAGAACACCGGCCGCAUCCUGGAUCUCAAGACUGGUACCGUUAAAAAGGAGGGCCAUCAAUCUUCCAUGAGGCUGUGUAUGGGAUCAAGACGUGGUUUUAUAUGUCGCAUGAAAGUAGGAAAUUUAAGCCCGGACAGUAUGAACGUGGGUCAUUUGAACCGGUUGAAGCAACGAAAUAGCCUCGGUCCCGGAAGAGACGGCCAGAACUUCGCGGUGGUCCAUUGUACGGGAUACAUUAAAAACUGGCCUCCGACAGGUGUCCAGUUGGAACGUCAGACGGAGGAUGAGCUGCACGCGGCCUCGCACUGUUGCCUCGUCGCCAUCGGCAGGUUGCAGGUCACGUCGACGCCGAACACCAGCGAUUUGUCCGGAUCCAGCAGCAACGCCGAAUUCAUAUCGCGUCAUUCCAUGGAUGGAAAAUUCACCUUUGUGGACCAACGAGUUAUAGGCCUACUUGGCUACAAUCCCACCGAGCUGUUAGCAAAAAGCUGUUUCGAAUUCUUCCACCCGGAAGACCAGAGCCACAUGAAGGACAGUUUCGAACAAGUUUUGAAACUGAAGGGACAAGUGCUGUCAGUGAUGUACCGAUUCCGAGCCAAGAAUAGAGAGUGGGUUUGGUUGCGCACAAGUGCAUUUGCUUUCCUGAACCCGUACACGGACAAUGUAGAGUACAUAGUUUGCACGAACACAGCGGCUAAGUCUUUGCACUCGACUGGAGAGGCUCCAGCCGAGGCCGCCGCCGAACAAGUGAGCUACCAGCAGCAGCAGCAGCAGCAACAGCAGCAGCAGCAGCAACCAGGGUUGGAUUACAGUUUGCAAAGAAGAGACCACAUCUCGUCGUACUCGCACAUGAUCCCCACGGCGCACAUCCAAAGCGAGUAUCUGGCCAGCGAGGACCCGCGCUACCCCACGGCCAGGCCGGGCAGCACGCAGAACGUGUACAGCAGCUACGAGCCGACGGCCUCGCCGAUCGCCGCCUACGGCUCGCCCUCGCAGCAGCAGCAGGCCGCAGGCAGCAACGCCGCCGUGAUGGCCCGACUGGCCAAGGGCGCCGGCGCCGGCGCCACCACCAGCCCCACGCCGGCGGCGGCGCCGUGGAGCCUGCGCCAGACGCAGACGGCGCCGGAGUACAGCCAGUACAGCCAGGCCAGCCCGCGCUCGCCCGGCCCCACCUACACGCAGCUGAGCGGCGGCUCGCGCUCGGGCCCCGCAGGGGGCGGCGCGGCCGGGGCGGGCGCCGGCGGUUCCGGCCCGCCGGCGCCGAGCCCGUACGCGUGGACCAGCUGGCAGGCGGCCGCGUCUGCUCACGCGCAGAGCAGCGAGGCCGCAGGCGGGCCGGGCGGCGGCGCCGGAGGGCCUGCGCCGCCGCCGCAACCGCAGCCGCACGAAUUGUCCGACAUGCUGCAGAUGCUCGAUCAGGGCGGCGCCGCCUCCUUCGAGGACCUGAACAUGUUCAGCACCACGUUCGAGUAG
Brassicogethes aeneus is the source of this 2267-nucleotide messenger RNA. NCBI's taxonomy places the organism in Eukaryota, Metazoa, Arthropoda, Insecta, Coleoptera, Nitidulidae. The record is from the annotation of a GenBank genome assembly.